AACUAUGAUCAUGCACCUGUUUUCUUCGCAUAAACUUGUAAAAAUGAAAAUUUUAUUGAAGAAAGUUUAAUCAAACUUAUAAUAAUAAUAAUUAACAUAAUUAGUCUAGCGUUAAUAAUAAUAAUAAUUAACAUAAUUAGUCUAACGUUAAAAAGUAAAGGAAUAAAAUUCCAAUGCAACGCCAGUUUACACUUGAGACGAACAGAACCUAAAAAGAACCGCGCUUUUCAAGGCCUAUCUGCCAUGGCGGAUAUAUAACCUGAUAUAUCGGUGACUUGUGCGUCGAAAAAUGUGACAAAGGAAAAGCAGAAUAAAUAUUUAAUUACAAAAGUAGCGCGAGUUAGCGCUUAAUAAUCGAAUCGCAAUAUUGAAGCGAUUAACAGUUAUUACAAAUGUGAUUGUUGAAUGGAGUUCCGACAGUUACCAUUAGACAUUUACCGUAAACAAAGAACGUUGUUUGCAUCAUCAGACGGUUUUCUUGUGAUGUAUCAUUGGGUGCGUUCAGGAGACACAACGAUUGAAUAAUUAGUCAUCGUAAUUGGUCUAAAGUUAGGGAUCUGACAGUAAGAACCAAUAAUCACUGAUCAGCUAUGUUUUCUGAACGCAACCAUUGUCGUCAUUGCGAUAUUCCGGCUUGUUAAAACAAAGAUAAGAGAGUUUGCAAAUAAGGCAUCUAUGUUUAUAAAAUACCCGUUGAAGUACCUGGCUGUUUGCGCGUUGAUAGUUCAUGUUAACUAAUUUAACCUAUAUUCGGGACAUCUUAAACAACAAUGGAUAGCUCUGAUGAGGAAUUAUUUGAGGCAACGCCAAGCAGUAGCAAUUCAUCGAGGGAGACUGUACAUAGUGCGACAAAUUGCCAAUCUGAAAUAAAAGAUGUCUCAGUACAUCUUAUACGUUUACCACAGAUGAAUACACCAACAAAUUCAACAAUUAAAAAACGUAAAAUUCUUAAACUUCGUAAAAUAAGACAUAAUGCGUGGAAACAUGGAAAUAUUAAAAAGAGGCUUAGUAAAAAGAAAGCAAAUGUGUCUGAGACAAAGAAUUCGCAGAUAUUUUUAAACUACAAAACAGUCAAUGAUGUAAAAUCACCAGCUAAAACUACACCUACUACAUCACCAUCUAAAACUACACCUACUACAUCACCAUCUAAAACUAUACCUGCUACAUUGUUAAGAGAUUCUGUAGAUAAUUAUGUAUAUUCAAGUGAACAAAAUGAAGAAACAACGAUAUCAAGCAGUAGUUCUCCAGACUAUCAGAAUGAGCAGACAUUUGUGUCUUUAUCAUCUUCUGGAGGAUAUGAGACACCAAAUAGUCAAGUUUCAUUCGUCGAUGAUGCAUUUAAUAUCCAUACUUCAGCGCGUACUUUGCCAUAUGAUUGGAUUACAAGAAAAACAUUGGCUAGCAACAAACAAGAUGCAAUAUGUCAUAAUAUUUCAUUUCCAUUAUCGAAUUUAAGUGAGAGUGCAGAGCAGCCUUCAUGCAGUUAUAUGAGCAAUGGCCCACAUAAAUCCACUUUGCAUCAAAAUGAAGUGAAAAAAGAAGAAUUGCAUCAGAAUUAUGUAAAGAGAAAAGAAUCACAUCGAGAUGAAGCAGAGAGAGAAGAAUCACAUCAGGAUGGAGCAAAGAGGAAAGAAUUUUGUGAAGAUGAAGCAUGGAGAGAAGAAUUGGAUCAAGAUGAACCAAGGAGAAAAAAAUUUUCUUCAGAGGAAGCAAAGAAGCAUAACUUGUUUAAGAAAGAUAUUGCUAAGUAUGACAAGACACUCGAUGAUCUUCUGGUUAGAGCAGCCUCUUUUCGAGGACAACUGGCUAAAUGGGAGAUGAAGAAGAAAAGAAAAAUAUCUAGUGACGAAUCGUCUGACAACGACUUUCCCGUCGUUGUCAGGAAAAAGAGAAAAUACGCGGUAAUAACGUCAGACAUAUCUGACGACGAAGAGACAAUUGUAAGUAAGAACGUGAUCGAAGACGAUAGCCUAAGUUGUUCUAGCUCGUCCCACGAAACGGUGGACCGAAAAAGAUUGUCUAUAAUGAACAUACAUAAACGAACGAACAAACCGCAAGUCACUUUAACGAGACUAGAAUAUUCGGACGAUGUGGAUGUCGUCAAAUGGCGAGAAAACAAAGCGAACAACAUUUCGCGAAGCUCUACACCGAGUCGUGAAGCGGAAGAACAGUGGUCGGAUAUAACAAUCUUAAGCGACGAGCAAUCUUCAACGAGCAGUACGAGUUUACGAGAUAUCGAAAGUUUAACAACAUCGCAAGAUCAUGCGAAUGUCGUGGACAACACACACGAGAAUGAUCCGAACGCAGAGUUAAUCGUGCUGAGUGAUGACUCUUCGACAACGUCAGACGAUUGCCAAGUUUCCUCGAAAUUGGCAAAAGCUUUCGACGCAUGCAGCAGUAAUUAUGAUCCAAAGCAGCUAAACGUUACGUUAAAAUCGCCUCUUAGUUUAGAAGAGAAAUACAAACUGUUCAGAAAGCCUAAGGUCCUGCUGAUAGAGUUGGAAGCCUUAUACAGUUCUUGCAACAACAGCACAUAUUCGGCAAACGAAGUCGAAAAUUUAACGCGCCAGUACGUGAGAUCCGUGAUUAAAACCAGCUCCAUAUCUCGCAUACCACCGUUCACAUUUGUGCAGUCGGGAAUACAAGAGAAUGCGGGCACAAGUUUCGCGGAAGAGAACAAUACUGCUGUAGAAGUAUCGAAUGCUGAGUACCAAGUGUCAAGGAGCAGUUCAUCUGAAGACAAUCAAGCGUCGGCAGAUAGGAGCCACCAAAACAUCCCGUUUGUGAAUCCUAAACUUAUCCUGACUUUGAAAAAAUCGAGUCCUGUGAAAAAGAGUAAUUCGAGUCGGACACUGUUGGAAAUUUGGCAGAAUGCUUUCGGCUUGCAGAAAGUCACGAAAAAAACACCAGCUGAUAGUCAAUCCACUUCGACGGAAUUGACAUCGAAAUCCGCUUCGUCAAACUCAUUGCAAAAUUUGGCGGAUGCGGAAUGUGAGAGAACUGAUUUAUUGACUUCCACGUUUACGUCUUCCAAGAAGGAUAACGUAUCGAUCAUAUCUUCCGUGAAACUCUCUUCACCGAAGAAUCAAUCGUCGACUGUGGAUUCUAGUCGCCGUAACGGGAGCACCAAGGAAAAUGUCCGUAAGAUGCUAUUUGAUACUCGGCCCGAAGGUAGCGUUGUCACCAAAAGUCUUCGCGAUGGAGGUAUCGCGGUGGAGAACGUUACUGUUUCGGAAUCCUCGCCUAAAUCACACGAGGAAAUGUCAGAGUCGACAAAGUCACCUGAAAAAACGAGCGUUGAUAAGACGAAGUCGCCAAUAAAGUCGAUGAAGUCGUCAUCAAAGUCACCGUCGAAACCAUCGACGAAGUCGCCAUCGAAGUCGCUGGUAGAGUCAUCGUCGAAGCCAUCGACGAAGUCGCCGUCAAAGUCGCUGGUAGAGUCACCGGCGACGUUGAACUCUUCCGUGCAUCGCGCCGCUAAGUCAGGAAAGACUGCCGUCUUGAGUCAGGAAAAACAGCACAACUAUAUAUGCAUUAUAUGCAAAGCGUCGUACAACAACUAUUGUUUGCUACAGCAACACUUGACGAGCAAUCAUUGCCAAAAAAAGAUGAAAAAGAUGUUUGAGGAUCAGAGAAAUAAAUACGUGAAGCUCGAUCAUAAGUUUGACCAGACUAACGAUUCUUCCGACACCUCGCUCUUAUCGUCGUUGACGAAGCAGGGGACACUCAGCAAGCAGCUCUUGACACCUCAAUCGAAAUCGAGCAACAAGGGCGUUUCGCUCAUCAAAUCAAAGUCCGUAGAUCUGGGCAAGUGCAGCGAAGCAGGUACUAUUGAGAGCACCAACAGAUCACAGGACAUAGCCGGACAUUGUAUCGACGAACAGCAAGCAAAACCAACGGAAAACGACUCAACCAACAUCCCUUCUACAACGUCCAUCUUGCAGACUACGUUAGAGGAGGAUGUCGCAUCGAGUUCGGUACAGGCGGCGUGCCCUAUGGAUUUGCUACCACUGGCCACACACAUAGAUAGCAUCAACCCGUCCAAAAAGAUUCACGACAAAAGAAAGACGAAUGACGCUGCAACUUCUUCGCUUCUCGAGGAGUCGGCGCGCUUGCAACCCUGGUUCCCAAAACUGUCCAUUGUCUGCAAGUGUCACAAAAAUGAGAUUGUCAAUGGCGACUGCGUUCAGAUCGAGAUAGUGUUGCUGUGCACCGUCUGCCGGACGUUGUACCGGCGCUUUGACUGUUUCGAGGCGCACCUCAAGUGUCCAAAGAACAUAGCCUGCGUGAAGAAUCACAAACGCAGCCUGACUCGAAAGUCCAAAUUGUUCUGCAAUAGAUGCCAAGUGACAAUCCCUUCCUUGCGAAAUACGUAUAGACACUUGGCGAUGCACGCACAGCAGAAUCGCGACGCUAUGGCGAGCUUUCACUGCAAUAUCUGCAGAAUUAUCUUUUACGAGUUCGGCACGUUGUUCAAGAUGCACGCCCGUGAUCACUUCAGAAACCCGAUGUACUUGGCUAGCCGUCUAUCGUUCUCACGAUUCUCCUGCGUUGGUUUAAAGCUCGUCGAGGUAUCGAACGACGGCGAGCAACGAUCAAUGGAGACUUACUUGUUCGUAGCGGACCAGGUGUGUCGAAAAUGCAGAACUGCCUUCACCACGGAGUCGGCCUUGAAGGUGCACACGAGUAUCUGCCGAGGUGAUGUUGACGAUUCUAGAUCACCAAGUAAAAGAACGGCCUCCUUGAGCAGAUCUAAGACGAGGAUGCAGAUAUUGUUGAUAUGCGGGCUGUGUAAUGAGAAAUUUAGUCACGAGGGGAUCUUUAAUCUACACUCGUUGGAGCACAAACAGAAUCAGGAGUCGCAUUAUGUCGUCGCGAAUAUCACGGACAAUAACAGAGUCUAUAUAUGCAAGGUGUGCAUGACUGUAUGCAGGUCGUUGAAGAGAUUCGAAGAUCACUGGUUGACCCACGAGACGCUACAGGAGAACUAUGUAUGCGGUUGUUGCGGCAUCUACUUCAAUAGCAUCGAUCUAUUUCAAGAACACGCAGUCACGCACAUUAACAACGGUGAGAAACAACAGGAACCGAUCUCAUGCAAUAUCAUCUAUAACGAUUUCCGCAAUUGCCACGACUUCAAGGUGAAUCUACGCGCCAUCGUAGAUAAGAACGAUAUACCUUGCACGAAUAUAAGUCGCUUCGAGAAAAAGGACAAAACUAUGUGCGACAAUUCGCACGACUCGAAUGAAUUUAUGACGACCAGCGGGCAGACGUCGCCGAGAGUGGAAAAAGCGGCACCGUCGACAAGUAUUGGGGACGUUUCGCAAAUAUCGGAGCAUGUUCUCUUGCCGAGCACGACAGCUGCGCAAGGGGGCAAUGAAACCUCCGUGGAAGAUCACCCGAGCAAUGACACGACGGCCAAGAAUAGUCGCAAAGAUGUAGAGAACAUAGAGGAAGUCGAUAUACAGUUGAUGAUAGAUGUGUCGGAAAGCGAGGACAGUUCGACAUCGAGCAAGACCAAGGAUAAAAACGAUUUCCAGGUGAAGAUUCCAUCUUUCGUAAAAAUAGUCAAACGUAAAAAUAGUCAAACAAGACUCACGAUGUCCAGUGGAGAACUUCUCCAGGAUUUAGCCACGAAUAAUAAUCUCACAGAAAAUUCCCGCCAUGCGAACGACAAUUCAAGUUCAGUUGUUGAGGCUACUAACGCAGCAAGUACGACAAAUUCCGUGACGAGACAGAACACGAGUCCAAAUCAGAAAUCGACCGGUGACAAGGACAUGACCGGGAACUCGACGGCUUCACCAGGUGCAAUCAACAAUGACGCGAAUAUACGUCAGUUUGAUUCCACGGAUGCGUUGCCGAUGAACGCCAUGACCUCCGUGCCUACGAAAUUUCUGCGUGUUAGGUCUCUAACGGAGCUGAUUGAUCCUUUGAACAAGACGGCAUCUACGAAUGCUGUCAAAUGUCCUCAGCCUAAUUGUACUCAGUCAUUUGAAAACCCACAUACGUUAACGGAACACAAUUUAAUGCACCAUAACGAGCAGCAGUCUUCUACUCAACAACAGUCUGAGCGAAUGUCUUUGUCACCCAAUAUAUCAUGGCGGUUGAAAUCGGUGUUCGAUCCUUCGAUACCCGUACCGCCCUUGGUGCCCACAUCCUAUAAUCGUCCCAUAAUACCAACUGUGAGCAACGGUGUGUCGCAGUCGUCUUCUGCAAUAAAUGCCGUAAAGCCCAAAAAAUUUCAAGUAAUCGGUGUAAAGCCGCUACACAAAGUUAAGUGCUCUGUAACAAACAAGACAACUCUGAAGCAAAAACAACAGCAGCAGUUAAUGUUGCAGCACCUGCAACCGAACCCUCAACAACUGCAACAGCAGCAGCAACUGCAACUGCAACAGCAGCAGCAACUGCAACAGCAGCAGCAACUGCAACAGCAGCAGCAACUGCAACAGCAGCAACAGCAGCAACUGCAACAGCAGCAGUCAAAGCAACAGCAGCAGCAACAGCAGCAAUACGGCGUGAUAUUGACGUUGCCGCAGAAUACUGUAACACCUUCAACACAGAAACCGGUGGCGUACCAUCGAAACUUGCCAGCUCGUGUCGCCCAACCGAUACUAAGUAAUAGAGUGGCUCAACCAGUGGCUCAACAUCAAAUUGGUAGUACGGCAACGGUCUUACCUAUGGUACAGAACACUUACAUACAACAGCAGAAAGCACCGCCGCCGUACAUGGCGGUGGUUAAUCAGCAACCACCGCCGUUAUACUCAACUUUUUCCAUGCAGCAACAACAGCAGCUGCAACAGCAGCAGCAGGAGCAGCAGACAAAUGUUGGCGGUGAGAUAAUAUGCAGUGCAUAUUUGCCUGUGCAUUCCACGAACAGCGAGAACAGUGUGCCUUAUCAAUUUGUGAAUGUGAGCACGAUUGUGAAUAAUUCGAUGCCGGCGACGAACGUGACGGCGCCAGUAGCAGAGAAUAAUACGAUGCAAGGCAUAUACAUGAUGCAAGUGGGGAGGAAUCCUGACCGUUUCAUUUGUAUAUACUGUCCCGGCUUCGAGUGCAACACGGUUCAGGAGUUUAUGAUACAUGAACGCUCGCCGAAACACAUGGCCCGCAGCAAUUAUAACGACAUAUCUUACGAAGUAACAUCCAACUGACAUCACGAUAAAGCGACGAAGAUUGUAAAAAUGGCUUUCACCAAUCUCCGACUCAAUUGAGCGAUGGACAACAAACCGACAGGAAUUCUUAGUUAUAUGACUUGUCGUCCAGCAAUCACCGAGACUGCAGAAUUUUUGGCCGUUGUAGCGAACGUGUCUAUUUAUAUUCAGCAAGACGAUAGAUCGAUAGAUAAUUCUUGUGAGUGUGAUUGUUAACGAUUUGAAAUCGGCAAUUGAACCAAUCAGAGAUUGGUGAGAGCUGAGUAUCGAUGACAUUACAGCGACACGAGACUAGUCGUUUGAUGAGAAUUUUAUGAUAAAAUUAACACGGUGAUUUUACGAGUUAUUCCUACUUGAAGCAAUAUACGGACGACUCAGUAUUGAUUUUUCCGACGAGAUUAAACUUCACUUCUAGUUGAUAGAACACAUAUUCCGAUUUCAAGUUCCGAGAAUGUAUGACUAGGACAUGUUUUCAUGAGCUCUCGAUCCGACAUGUAUACUCGUUAGCCUUUUGUAUCGUAUAUUCUCAUUCGGAUUCGAUAUUUCGAAUUAGAAUUGAAUUUAAUUGAAUAGAAAUGAAUAGCUGAGUUCAGCAAAAGUCAGCGCUUAAGGUUCUUGCUUCCUCGCCGUGGAUAUCUUAUAAUGUCAAAAGCGAGAAAAUAGACGUUAGAAAUUUUUGUUGAAAUAAAAUUGCAUGCUUACAAAAUAAUUCUUGUAAUCGAUCGAGAAGACCCAUAAAAUAGUCCUAACAAAAGAAAAGUAUUUUAAGUCCGCUCGAUCUCUCGAUUGCAAGUGUAAUUUUAUGGAUAUAUCCUUUUGUUUCAAUGUACCUCGCAAGAAUGUUUAUCUUUUCGCUUCUGACGUCAUCAAUCAUGAACUCUGUGGCGAGAAGCCACGAGCCUUAAUGAUCAUUACUUUUCAAUAUUAUACUUUUCUAGGUUGAUCGAGGAUUUCACAAAACAUGCUCCUAUUACGGACGAUAAUCACUAGUCGCUUACCAAGCGUUAACUUCCGCUGAACGCAGCCAAUAGUUUUUGAUCAUCUUCUAUCGUGAUGGACAUCCAAUAUAUUAGAAUGUAAGUGCAGUAUUUCUAUUUUUUAUACAAAUCACAUGUCUUGUUAAGGAAACAUUAGUACUCAUACGUAGACGUUCGCUCUUACGACAUUUAUUCAACGCAACUGGGUCACCCAGCAAAUACAAUGACGUCUUCAACGUCAAUGAUACGUCAUUACCACGUUAUUAAAUCCUGUUAUUAAAGUAUAUGUGAUAUUAUGAAGCCUGACGUUUAUCAUCUUAGAGAAUCCAUUAAUUCCAUUAUAUAGAUAUAACAUGUUGGUUUGUUUCUUUAUUUCCUCGUACCGUCUACCGAAGAACCAAAGACAAAACUAUUGAUACGUGAUUUUUUUUAAAUUACAUCACCGUUCGCUGGAGAUCGCUCAUGUGGGUCUUGUUUUUGUCUAUUUAUUGACUGCUUGAAUUUAACUGUACUCAGUUAAUUGUUAUAAUUACACUAUUGUGAUUAUAUUUUACGAGGCUUUUAUAGUGUUAAUAUUUGGGUUAAGACUUAUUUUGGAAAUACAAAGGCAGAUAUCGAAAUACGAUACACGGGUGCAAAUAUUUAUAAAAUGUUGACGAAAUCUGUCGCGAAAAAACGAUGCAUUCUAAGUUUCUAGGUAUUGCAGUAUGGAAUUGAAUGAUAAUUUCUCGUCGCGUCUCGAGAUGAACAGCUAUUUCACGUGCAGAAUAACAGAUUGUACACUCUUUGGAUAUCUUGGAGAGAAGUCGCACUCGAAACGAUAGCGUGAAAAUACUGUCACUCGAGAUGAAUUCACAUCUCAUCUUUUACAUUUUAAACUUGAACUCAGAGUGGAUUCUUAACUCACGCAGAAUUAAAUCAGUUUUCCAGUCAAUCAGAUCGAAUUUUUUAUCUUUUAUUCUACUAACAUGUUGCAGUAGAGUGAUAUCAAUACGUAGCGUGAUGCGCCACUCUUCAGUUCCGCGGAAAACUACUUAACAAUUCAUAGACUGAAAGAAUUCACUCUGUGUAUGAAUGACAAGUCAUUUCGAGUAGAGUUUCACUCGAAGAAAUGCAGAAAAUAUGAAAAUGGCUUUUUUGAAAAAAAAAAAUAUUUUCAUAUAAAAAUAUUUUCAUAUUUUCUGCAUUUCUUUGAAUGAAACUCCACUUGAAGUGACGUUUUUUCUAAUAAAUUACCGCGAGUCAAUGUACAGCGACGUGUCUUUUCAUAGAAAGAGUGAAUGUUAGAUUUCAACCCUGAUAUCUUCGUCUUCGUAUUUGUAUUUACGUGUACAAAUUGUAUUUACGAGCGACAAUUUGCCAGCGAUCGUACUCGAAUGUAAGUAUCGAGGCAAAAUCGACGUCGAAAGAACAAGAUAUUACAACCAUUUUAUUGAAUCUCAAAUAUUGUGGUUCUCAAAACUUUUAAAAACGAGUUCAUAUUAUUUUAGAGGAUAUAGAGUUAUGAAAGAGUUGGACUAUACAUUAUUGACAGUCACUGGUUAUAUAUAUAUAUAUAUAUAUAUUUUUUUUUUAUAUAUUUUAUAUAUAUAUAUAUAUAUAUAUAAAAUAUUAUAAGCCUGACGUUAUAUAUACACACACACACACACACACACACACACACACACACACACACACACACACACACACAUAUAUCAUCUUAUUAAAUAAUAUCUUUUAUUGCGCAUAUGGUUUUUCGACAUGUUUGAUUUUAUGGAGAUAUUUAUUGUUCAAAAGCACUCGUUCAAUUCAUAAAUAGACUUAGUUUUAUCAAAUACAUACCUAUACAUUGAUUUCAAAUUGUUGAAAUGUUUAACAUAGUUGGCUAAAGGUGACAUUAACCGAAUUUCUAUGAUUGUUAGAAACGUUUGAAACUCCAUAUUCUCUUUCUUUUAGUAAUAAUCAGUAAAUAUGAGCAAAUGUUAAAGGUCCGUAUUCAUAAUCUGAUCUUCAGACAAUUAUAAAUGUAAGAUCGGAUUAUGCAAAUACUGCUCUUAGUGAAAUUAUUGUAUGCAGUUAUAGGAAACACACGUUCUAAUGCGUAUACAUUUUAUAUGCACGUAUAUACUGUUAUACUGCUUUCGUACUCACGCAGGAUGACUAAAUCUUAAAUCUUAGAAUCUAAAAAAUCUGUUGUUUUUUUAUAUUAGUGAAAAAUGUGUAAUGAAUAAAUUGAGAGAAUUAAAUAUUGUGGUCAACCAAUCCCCCUUCCAACUACAUAAUUUGUUCCUUACAUAUUUUCCUCUGAUAUAAAAAGCAACUAAGAUAUUUUAGAACAUAACAUUAAAUGACUUGUUUUGUACAUAUUGAAUUAUACUCUAGUAUAUUGUAGGUAACAUACAUGUAACGCGAUUUGUAUAAUUUACAUAUUUUUCUUAAUUAGCUUUUAAUAUAAUUAGCUUUUAAUUCCUGUAAAUAUAUAUGCGGAUUGAUGCCGCAUCUAUCGCUCUGUGAAGUCCGUAAUUGACAAUUACAAAAAAAAAAUAUUGUCUAAUUGCAGUCACUAAUCUCGAUCGGUGGCUGUUUUGUUCUGAUUGGUAGAAAAGUAAUUGACGAUCGCAAUUCAAUUUGCAAUUGUUAAUAUGAUUUGGUCUUAAGCCAAUCAGACUAGCGAUUGCCGAUUGACAAUUAACGAUUGACGAUUAGUUUUUAACCAAUUAAAGCAAAGCAGCUACUGGCUGUAUUACUCUGGUCAAAUACUAAUUGUCAAUUGACAAUCGCUAGUCUGAUUCGAGUUUUAGGCCUUUGGCUUCUCGCCGUCGCCGUCUUGAUUUACGACGUCAGAAGCGAGAAAAAACACGUUAAAAAUUCUUGCAAAAUAUUUAGAAACAAAAAGAUGUAUCCAUGAAAUGACCAUCGACCGAGCAGAUGUAUAAAACAGUCCAAGCACUUUUAUUCUAACAAUAAAUAAAUAAUUAAAAUUAAUGUGACAUGCAAUCUUUCUUUUUAAUCUACUUUUUCUUGUGACUUUAUUGCGUUAAUCUUACGGUUGUUUAUUGAUUGUUAGAGCAGAGGAAAAAUGUUAGGUCUAUUUUAUGGAUCUGAUCGAUCGUUUGCAAAUGUCAUUUUAUGAGUAUAUCUUUUUAUUUCAACGCAUUUCACAAGAAUUUUUAUUUCCUCGCCUCAGACGUCAUCAAUUAAGAGUUUCACGGCGACGAGCCAGGAGUCCUAGCGUAGAUUAAACACACGUUAUAAUUUUCUUUCACUUUAAGUUAUCGUUAAUUAAGCAAAAGUUAUAAGUCCCACAUCUUCUGACGAUUUUUCCAUGUUUUGUAAUUGUUACAUAAACUAGUUAUACUUUUCUUUCCAAAA
Molecule: messenger RNA, 11476 nt
Organism: Odontomachus brunneus
Lineage: Eukaryota; Metazoa; Arthropoda; Insecta; Hymenoptera; Formicidae
Exons: 5
Coding region: 771-7148 (2125 amino acids)
Biological process (GO): mRNA 3'-end processing
Cellular component (GO): RNA polymerase II, holoenzyme
Molecular function (GO): RNA polymerase II complex binding
Source: RefSeq, a predicted model, not a curated record